Rhopalosiphum padi (bird cherry-oat aphid) is the source of this 1761-nucleotide messenger RNA. It is a transcript of the gene Fkbp39, whose product is annotated as 46 kDa FK506-binding nuclear protein. Bases 205 to 1434 code for a protein of 409 amino acids. The record is from RefSeq and is a predicted model, not a curated record. Gene Ontology annotation, cellular component: chromatin; nucleolus. Gene Ontology annotation, molecular function: macrolide binding; peptidyl-prolyl cis-trans isomerase activity. The transcript has 9 exons. Lineage: Eukaryota; Metazoa; Arthropoda; Insecta; Hemiptera; Aphididae.
UGUUAUUCGGCUAUAGUGUUUUGUAUGAACGUCAAACACUGAUCAUCGUUCAUUUUCGGCUUCCUCGUCUUGUUGGAGUCACGUUUUUCUUCGCCAUUGAAAUUCUAUCAUUUUAACACGUGUAAUUGAAAAAAUCUUCAAUAUUAUAAUUAUUCGCUAUUAUAUUUUUUUAUUGUUAAGCUGUCAUAUUAUACCACCUACAAAAUGUGGAGCAUAGUAAUGGAACCAGGAAAAAAGUACAGCACUGUUGUCGAAAAUACAUUCCAUCUGUCAAUGGCUACACUUGAUUUAGAAACUGUUAAAAAGGCUGAUGAUGUACAUACUGUUUAUGUCGAGACUGAUGAUAAUCCACGGGUAAUUCUUUGUCACCUGUCUAAAGCAUCAAAAUUGUUCCAAUGCCGAUUGGAUCAUAUUUUCCCACGAGGAACAGAUUUGAAGUUUGUUACAUCAGCCACUGCUAACAUACAUAUGACUGGAUAUUUGGACUUGAAUGAAGACGAUGAUGAAUUAUAUUCUGAUUUAGAAAGCGAAUCUGAAGAUGAAGAAACACAAAUUGAACAGAAAUCAACACAAGGAAAAGGAAAUAAACGUAAGUCAGAAGAUAAUAUUUCAAAAAAAAAUAAAUCUAUUAAAUUGGAUGAAAGUAAUCAGUCUGAUGAAGAAAGUGAUGAUGAAAAUGAAACUGACGAUGAAACCAUGGAUUUCGAAGAUGAUAGUGAUGAUGACGACGAAGGAUUGAAAUUAAGUGACUUAGCUGAUGAUGAUGACGAUGAUGACGAUGAUGAUGAAGACGAAGAAGAAGAAGAUAGUGACGAUGAAACUGAAGAUGUGCCAGUAUUGACUAAAAAAACAAAAGAACAGCAAAAAACUCCAAAAAAACAAUUGAAUGGAAAUGACCUAAAGACUCCUAAAAAAGACCAGAUAACCCCUAAAGGUCAAAAAACACCAAUGCCCAAAACACCUGAUGCUAAUCAAACUUUGAUAAAUGGCUCAACGGAAAGUAGUAAAAAAAAGAAAAAUAAGGAACCUAAAACUCCACUUAGCGGAUUAAAGACCAAACCAGAUACUCCACUGCCCAAAGAUAAGCAAAUUCAACAACAAAAGUUAAAUGGUGGAGUUAUCAUUAAUGAUAUAAAAGUUGGUGAUGGAGCUGUAGCUAAACCAGGGAAAAAUGUUAAAGUUUAUUACAUUGGUCGCCUGAAAUCUACCGGUAAAGUUUUUGAUUCAAUGCAGAAAGGAGCUGGAUUCACUUUUGGAUUGCAACGUGGUGAAGUUAUUAAGGGUUGGGAUAUUGGUAUUGCUGGUAUGAAAGUUGGAGGCAAAAGAAAAGUUAUAUGUCCACCAAAUAUGGCGUAUGGUGCUAAAGGAAGUCCACCAGAAAUUCCACCUAAUAGUACUUUAGUUUUUGACGUAGAACUAAAACAUGUUAAUUAAGUUAAUCCAUUAUGUCUUUUAUUCUGACUGAUAUUCCUAUGAUUAUUUGUUAAUUACCAAUAAUUUUUUUACAACAACCACAAACAACGAAUAUCAGUAUUCCGUUUUUGUUAUAAAACAAGAUUAAAAGCUGUAUUUUUAAUAUAAUAUAGUUUUUAAAUUUGAGACAAUUUUUAUCUUAAGUAUACAAUUGUUUAUUAUACAUCAUAAUAUUUUAAAUUGCUAACGUUUUUUGGCAUUUGUAGAAAGUAUUUGUGUCUAAUCUAUUUGGCAAUAAUUUACCAAUUGUAUAUGGAUGACUUAUAAUAAAACAAUUUUAAUUCUUAA